Molecule: messenger RNA, 507 nt
Organism: Solanum dulcamara
Lineage: Eukaryota; Viridiplantae; Streptophyta; Magnoliopsida; Solanales; Solanaceae
Product: basic form of pathogenesis-related protein 1-like
Exons: 1
Coding region: 1-507 (168 amino acids)
Cellular component (GO): extracellular region
Source: RefSeq, a predicted model, not a curated record
AUGAACUACUCCAUUUUGGUUGCUUAUUUCAUUACCUUUGCUAUAUUUCAUUCAUUACAAGCUCAAAAUUGUCCCCAAGAUUAUCUUACCCCUCACAAUGAAGCUCGUAGAGAAGUUGGAGUCGGCCCUAUGAUAUGGAACAAUAGUCUAGCAGACUACGCCCAAAAUUACGCCAAUCAGAGAAUUGUUGACUGCAACAUGAUCCACUCUGAGGGACCUUACGGCGAAAACCUAGCCGCGGGCUUCCCCCAUCUCCAUGCGACUGAUGCCGUGAAAAUGUGGGUAGAUGAGAAACAAUGGUACGAUUCUAAUUCUAAUACUUGUGCACCCGGAAAAGUAUGUGGACACUAUACUCAAGUUGUUUGGCGUAAUUCGAUAAGCCUUGGUUGUGCCAAGGUUCUGUGCAACAGCCAAUGGUAUUUUAUAACGUGCAAUUAUGAUCCACCGGGUAAUUAUAUUGGACAACGCCCGUACGAUGAUGUACCUGAACAACCAUCCUGCGAUUAA